This is a messenger RNA of Monodelphis domestica (gray short-tailed opossum), 4274 nucleotides long. It is a transcript of the gene ARL13B, whose product is annotated as ARF like GTPase 13B. The record is from RefSeq and is a predicted model, not a curated record. Gene Ontology annotation, cellular component: non-motile cilium; motile cilium; ciliary membrane. Gene Ontology annotation, molecular function: GTP binding; GTPase activity. NCBI's taxonomy places the organism in Eukaryota, Metazoa, Chordata, Mammalia, Didelphimorphia, Didelphidae. Gene Ontology annotation, biological process: non-motile cilium assembly; receptor localization to non-motile cilium.
UGCGGCGUCAGCACGUCAUUGCUUCUGUUCGCUGAACCCAGUCGUCACCUGGUCUCCAUUGUAACAUCUUUCGCUGUGUGGACCUUUAGCGGGCGUACUGGAGCUUUAUUGGGGCACCCCGUUGUGGUUGUUUUCCGCUUCGAGUGCCUUCCCCUGUUUGUUUCCCUUACUAACCCCCUUCCCUCGAGCUCCGCCUCCACUUUGAUUUCCCAGGCCCUGCCUUCCGUUUCCCGGCCCGCUGGGCCUCCGCGGUCCUAUCCACCUUGGGCCCCCGCGGUCCUAUCCUUCCUGGGCCCCAGGGCCGUUAGUACGGGUUCCCUAACCCCCAGCUUGGAGGUAGCCGUGGCUGCGACCGCUGUGGUGACGGCCAGGGCCGGGCGGUGUGAUGGGAGAGUGUUGCAGCUUUUUCCAAAAGCCGGAGGAGCCCGUCAGGUACGAAAGGGGAAGGUGAGGGCCCCAGCCUCGCACCUGUGGGGUGUGCUGCUCGGCACUCCUCGGAGCUGGGGGCCCGUGACGCAGGUUUUCUUGUAUGGGUCGAUUUUCUUACUCCCCCCGGUUUAUCCCUGCGAGGGGACUUGGAGCCGUGAAGGGAAAAAGCCUAAUGCUUAAAUGACCAUAGGAACUUUUCACGAGCCCGUUAGAGUUUGUAAAGAAAACUUUUUUUAAAUGGGAACUCUUUGAAUUUGAAUUUGAAUUCAUCCCCUCCUGGGGGGAAAAAUGAAAACUGAAAAAGAGGCAAAGAAAUGGAACAGUUUUUUAAAAAAGGUGACACUUGUGAUGGUUGGACUUGAUAAUGCUGGUAAAACUGCAACAGCGAAAGGAAUCCAAGGAGAGUGUCCUGAGGAUGUAGCUCCAACUGUUGGCUUUUCCAAAAUUGAUCUUAGACAAGGAAAGUUUGAAGUUACAAUUUUUGACUUAGGAGGUGGAAAGAGAAUUCGGGGAAUAUGGAAAAAUUACUAUGCCGAAUCAUAUGGGGUAAUAUUUGUUGUGGAUUCCAGUGAUGAAAAAAGAAUGAAAGAAACUAAAGAGACAAUGACUGAACUUCUAGAACAUCCCAGGAUAUCAGGAAAACCCAUAUUGGUAUUGGCAAAUAAACAAGAUAAAGAAGGAGCAUUAGCAGAAGCAGAUGUAAUUGAAUGUUUGUCUCUAGAAAAACUUGUCAAUGAACAUAAAUGUCAUUGUCAAAUAGAAUCCUGUUCAGCAGUCAUGGGUUAUGGGAAGAAAAUUGACAAGUCCAUAACAAAAGGGCUUUAUUGGUUGUUGCAUAGCAUUGCAAAUGACUUUGAUACUUUACAUGAGCGCAUCAAAAAAGACACAACUGAGCAACGAGCUCUUGAGCAACAAGAGAAACUGGAGCGAGCUGCACGAGUGAAGAAGAUACGAGAAGAAAGAGAACGAAAGGAGAAAGAGCUUGAGGGAUAUGCCAAACAUAGUGAAUCUGAAGCGGAUGCCGAGCCAAUUGUCAACCCCUUUAAGCCCAUAAAUGCAGUAAUCAAGGAGAAUGAAAAAAAAAUUGAAAAAGAGAAAAAGAGGCAGAUGAUGGAAAAAGAUAGGGACAGCAUUCCUCUGAAAAAACCUAGCACAGAACAGGAACAAAUGGAGACCCAGAGCCAUAUCAGCUCCAGCAACCAAAAACACAGUGAUAUUGGAUUAAUAGACACUUGUAAGGAGGCAUUAACACAGCAGUUGGAGGAGAAGAAAGAUGUGACAGAACAACAGCCCUCUGAAAGCCUUGACUCUGGUGAUAACUCAGGUCUAAAUAGAAAGAAAAAUAAGAGGCUCAGGUUUAAAAGGAAUAAUAACAUGAUAGUACCAAUUAAUACGGAGGAAUCUGAACCAAGGAGUCCACGAACAUCCCCAUCUAAAACGCCUGUUGGCUGGGGAACCCCCAAAAUCACUAGACUUCCAAAAGUUGAACCUCUUGGUGAAAUACGUCAAAAUGAUUUCUAUGGAAAAAAGCCUCUGCCACCAUUGAUGAGUCAGAGACCUAACAGUGAUAGCCGUGAUGCUCAUUCAUAGUUCUCAUGUGACCUUUUUCAGGAAUGACAAAUUAUUAAUGACUAAAUUAAGGAUAAUUUAUUUUUUCAAAGAAGAAAAUAUUCUGAAGUUGGUUUAUCUGUGGAGAUGAUAUCUUUUGGGUUCGUUGAAAUUUCUCCCAGGAAAUCUACUUAGGGAUAUAAUUUAUCAAUUUUUCUACUCUCCAGCUAAGUUACUAUUACCUGCUCUUCAUCAUUUACAGAAGCAACGGUAUAAAAUGAUAUGCUUAAAACUUUUGAAAACAACACAGCAUAAAAUGUUGACUAUUCAAGUUUACAUUGAACAUUUGUGGGAACAGAUCUGAAGGAAAACGACUUCAGGCAAAAAGCAAUUGGACUUGAGACACUUUUUAAUAUUCUGUUUAAUAACUAGUAUUUAUAUAUUUUACAUGUUAAGAAUUUUUGUAAGAUACAUGUUGGUAAAUUCUGGGAAUUAUAAACUAAAUUUUUAAACUAUAUUUUUAUAUUUUUUCUAAAAAUUUGUUUCUAACAUUAAGUAUAAUUUAAGUUUUGCUAUUUUCUGUAGAUGGUUAAUAUCCAAAUUGUUUUUGGUGGAAUAGAUUCAUUUUGGCCAACAUCACUGUAGAGGUAGAAUAUAUUUAUAUACAUUUGUAAGAAUAGUGCAUUAUUCUUAAAGUUUUCCUCUCUAUUUGCCUUGAUUUAUUUUAUAUUAUAUUUCUUAUAGUAGAAACCUAAAAUUUAUUCUAUACCAAAUUAUACUGACAAAAUGAAUUACUCAAGGAGAAUUUUCAGGGUUUUUUUUUUAACUGUUUUCAAUGGAUUCAAUAAAUGAGAUUUGAAAUAUUUUAUUGGCCCAUACCUUUUAAAAUUAUAUUCUUAUAUGAGAAGCAAUUUAAAGAAUCCCUCUGUGUUGAAUAUAUUAAUAACAAAUUUCAGUAAUCAUAGUUUGGUGAUACCUCGAAUCCUUUAAAAUCUAUACUAUCACUUUCAGGUUUCAAUAACUUUUUCAGUACAGUUUUUUUUAAAACCCUUACCUUCCAUCUUAGAAUCACUACUGUGUACUGGUUCUAAGGCAGAAGUGAAGGACCAGGCAGUGGGGGUUAAGUGGCUUGCCCAGAGUCACACAGCUAGGAAGUUCAGUACAGUUUUUUAAACUUGCUGAGCAGUACCUUAAUUGCACAAAAAGUUAAUGUAGCUUCCAAAAAUCUUUCUUAUAACUAAGUAAUAGUUGUGACACUGAGAAAAUUUGGAGCGAUAAAAAAACAAAAAAAGUUUAUGGAAUACUAUGUUCUUUAAAUAGUAUUUCAUAGACAAUAGAAAUAAUAUAAAUGUUUUCAGAUUAAAAGUAAUGUAGUGGAGCUUAUUUUAAGUUUGAUAUUAUUUUUGGUAUGAUUAUAUGUACAAUUAUCAUACACAUAUGACAUGAUUCAGUUACAUAUUUUAUUGCUAUAUCUUAACAACUUUAUUGUUAAUUAAAUGUAUAGCCAUAUUUAAGCCUAAAACUUUUUUUAGAAUUAUCUGAUAUAAAAAUAUUAGUAUUUCUAGAGCAGAAGUAAUAUAAUAGCAGUUUUACUUUUAACAUUAUAAUUAAUGGUAUCACAUUUUAACUAUCAUUUUAUUUAAUCCCUUGAAUUAUCAUGGAUUUAGUUCCAUGGAACUCUAGUCCUGACUUUGAAGAACUUUAUGGGGAUGUUUAAUUGUUUGCUUAAGUCACCAUGUAUACCAUACUUAUUGAGGAAAAAGCCUUUUCUUUUAGUAUUUGCAUAGCAGAUAAAUAUGAAAAAAUAGUCCAUGUCUAAUAAGACAUGAUCCAGUUGUGAGUUGAAUUUCUAGAGUGAAAAUUUUAGUAGUUAGACUUGGCUCAUAUGUUUGUGUAUGUAUGUGUACACACAUAAAUAUAUAAUGCACACAUCCAUGUUGUUUUUAAAAUUGAACUUGUAUUUUACUUCAUAUAUAGUUAUAUAGAUAGAAGUAUAUAUAAUUGUUUUCUCAGCUUUUAGCUCCUUCAGUUUUAUUUAAGUUUAAUUUCUAUUAUGCAAUCCAGAAUCAAUGCUUUAUCUGUUGGUUUGUGGGAGUCUUUUAGAAAAUGUAAAGGAAAAAUGGUUAUAAAAUUAAACAAAACUGGCAUAAUUUGUUCUCCAAACUCAUAAGAUAUUUUAAAAGACAUUUUGUAAAUGUAAUUAGUUUGUAAUUAUGAAAUGCUUGAUUUAUUGUCCUAUCAUGAAUUUUGUACUCUCAAAGACUGAUAUUUACACAUAAUAAAGCAAUUUUUAUCAA